AUGUCCGACUCACCGCGAGGCGGUCAUACCUCCUCGAUAGACUCCCAGGAAAUCCCGAACAAGCCGGACAAGAAGAAGAGCCGCCGCCCUGCGAACACGGCCUUCCGACAACAGCGACUCAAAGCCUGGCAGCCCAUUCUUACGCCAAAGACAGUCCUGCCUCUGUUCUUCGCCAUCGGCGUCAUAUUCGCUCCCAUCGGCGGCCUGCUGCUAUAUGCCAGCACUCAGGUGCAAGAGAUUCGCCUGGAUUACACCCACUGCUCAACCGAUGCUCCCGACUUCAACAAGGGCUUCGGCCCCAUGCCCAGCAGCGACGUAGAGACUGCGUUCAAAACCUCGAACUCGUCGAUUGACGCGCAAUGGGCCGUGCAAUCCGGCGUCAACAUCACAGUCAACACGGGCGUCAGGAUCCCUGGCAACCGAUGCUACUUGCGAUUCAACAUCCCCGAGAGCAUGGGCCCGCCGGUCCUGUUCUACUACCAGCUCACCAACUUCUACCAGAACCACCGUCGCUACGCCGAUUCGUUCGACGUUGAUCAGCUCAAGGGACACAACAGGUCGUAUGGCGAUAUUCAUGGCGGAAAAUGCACUCCUCUGUACGGCGAAACUGUCGACGGUGUUAAGAAGCCGUACUACCCGUGCGGUCUCAUCGCCAACUCCAUGUUCAACGACUCGUAUACCAGCCCCGAGCUCCUGAACCCUCCCGGAGGCCGUGGUAACGAGACGCGAACAUAUCUGAUGGAGAACAACACCAACAUCGCCUGGAGCAGCGACAGAGAGUUGUACAACCCUACGACGCAGGCCCUAAGCGAGAUCCUGCCGCCCCCCAACUGGCGUGAUCGCUACCCCAAUGGCUACACCAAGGAGAACCCGCCGCCUAACCUGAAGGAAUGGGAGGCAUUCCAGGUCUGGAUGCGCACCGCCGGCUUGCCGACUUUCAGCAAGCUCUACCAGCGCAACGACACCGUAGCCAUGGCCGAGGGACGCUACCAGAUUAUCGUUGAUGACUUUUUCCCCACUACCGAAUACAGGGGCACCAAGUCCAUCAUCAUCACCACCCGUACCGUUGUGGGCGGUCGCAACAACUUCCUGGGCAUCGCCUACAUCGUCGUCGCCGGCCUGUGCAUUGUCCUCGGUGUCAUCUUCCUCGCCUCCCAUCUCAUCAAGCCAAGAAAACUCGGUGACCACACCUACUUGUCGUGGAACAACGUCCCAGCAUCCAAGCCCGGCGGCAGCGCCGCCGUGGCCUCGGGCCGUGAGAUCCGUCCCGGCGAGGCCUAGGCGACUCGCGACAGCUCCCGCACGGCGCUCCGCAAGGCCCCGAUGCAUC
This is a messenger RNA of Trichoderma citrinoviride, 1330 nucleotides long. RefSeq names its product Lem3/Cdc50. The transcript is spliced from 6 exons. Lineage: Eukaryota; Fungi; Ascomycota; Sordariomycetes; Hypocreales; Hypocreaceae. Gene Ontology annotation, cellular component: plasma membrane; endoplasmic reticulum; Golgi apparatus. The record is from RefSeq and is a predicted model, not a curated record. The coding region runs from base 1 to 1281 and encodes 426 amino acids.